Molecule: messenger RNA, 569 nt
Organism: Amphimedon queenslandica
Lineage: Eukaryota; Metazoa; Porifera; Demospongiae; Haplosclerida; Niphatidae
Exons: 2
Coding region: 1-459 (152 amino acids)
Source: RefSeq, a predicted model, not a curated record
AUGAUCGCCUAUCUAAUUGACAGCAUUGUGGGACUAACCAUUUACUGUGCUUAUUCGAUGUUCAUCAUGGUUCAUAUUGGCUGCAUUGUUGGUAGCUGCUUUUGCAGAUGCUGCCCCUGCAAACCCUGGAUUAAACGUAUUACCCUAGAAGUUGCUCAAUAUUUGUAUGGACCUUCAUCAAUUACAAAGAAAAACCAGAAAGAGGAAAGAGUAAUCAUGGAUGAUUUCAUAGAAACAAUAAUUUUUAGAAAUACAAUGGCUAUUGGAAAAGGAACAGCCACAAAAUUUGCCCUCUUCAUGGUAAUAAUAUUAACAAUGACUAUGUGCCCAUGGGACCUACUACUGCAAAAAGAAAAGGCAAAAAAUAAGAUCAACGUCUUGCAACCAGAAGAAGACAAUGAAGAAACUAAACCUCUGAUCAGCAAUGGUGGCACUGCAACAAAGGCUUCUUCUUUAUAGACUAUAGGUACGUCACAAACCAAUAGAAUUAAUUAGGUGUAGCAAUUAACAAUUAAUUAUUAUUUUGUAACAAUUUUGAGCUGCAAUGUCAUAAUGUUAUUUUUUAAUUA